Hipposideros armiger (great roundleaf bat) is the source of this 3334-nucleotide messenger RNA. It is a transcript of the gene ATG12, whose product is annotated as autophagy related 12. Gene Ontology annotation, biological process: protein lipidation involved in autophagosome assembly; autophagosome maturation; autophagosome assembly. NCBI's taxonomy places the organism in Eukaryota, Metazoa, Chordata, Mammalia, Chiroptera, Hipposideridae. The transcript is spliced from 4 exons. Gene Ontology annotation, molecular function: Atg8-family ligase activity. The record is from RefSeq and is a predicted model, not a curated record. Gene Ontology annotation, cellular component: autophagosome membrane; cytoplasm; Atg12-Atg5-Atg16 complex. Bases 226 to 648 code for a protein of 140 amino acids.
GCGGUGACCUGGCCCACCGUCUCCUUUCCAAGGCUCGUUGCUUUGGGAAAACAGUAGCGAUCUUAAUGGUCAGGGGUCUGCAACAGGUUUAACGUAAGAGGACUGGUCUGCAUCUCCAACUCUCACUGUUCGGCUGGGUCCUCCUGCUCCGGCGCCUCCUUAGCCAAGCGCCCCGGCGCAAAGCCCGCCCACUGGUACUUCCGCUCUCGCCUCCCACGGAGCAAGAUGGCUGAGGAGCCGGAGUCCGUCUUGCCGCUGGCUCCCUCAGCUGCAGCUGACGGCGAAGCACCUACGGAGAGCUCCCCAGGAACAGCCACUCCGGAGCCCCCUUCUUCCGCUGCAGUCUCUCCAGGAACAGAGGAACCUGCCGGCGACACCAAGAAGAAAAUUGACAUCCUGCUAAAAGCAGUGGGAGACACCCCUAUAAUGAAAACAAAGAAAUGGGCUGUAGAGAGAACCCGAACCAUCCAAGGACUCAUUGACUUCAUCAAAAAGUUCCUUAAACUUGUGGCUUCAGAACAGUUGUUUAUUUAUGUGAAUCAGUCCUUUGCCCCUUCCCCUGACCAGGAAGUUGGAACUCUCUAUGAGUGUUUUGGCAGUGAUGGUAAACUGGUCCUACAUUACUGCAAAUCUCAGGCAUGGGGAUGAUCUACAGAGAAAAAGAUCUUGCUAACUUAAAUCUUCACAAAGGAAACAGCUCUGAAAAGUUUUGAUACUCGUGGCAAGAGACUUGUGGAUGUGAUCUACUCAGUGUGUUAUCUACUAUGACACAUGUUUAUGCAUUUAAAAAAUCUGUAGAGAGAUGGACUCACAAAAAAAUCGAUUUGCAUUAAUACAGAAAUCAUCGUAAAAGAUUGACAUUACAGCAUAUCCAUUACUACAUCUUGCUCCAGAUAGAGACCAAGGCUACAAAGCUUUAUUACCAGUUCUUUAAAUGACUGAAGUGGCUUACUUGUAGAAUUAGCUGAUUUUUUUUCCCACUGUAAAAGUCAGUGCGUAGUUUACCAAAGGAUUCCUUGUGCUUAUUUCAGGAAAGUUCAAUUUGUUUGAGUUAAUGGGAUAUGCCUUUUCACAUUUUCAUUUAUACUAUUUCUAUUAUACUGUGUUAUAAAACAAUUGCAUUGACCUGCUAGCUUUAUACCUUACAUCGUCCAGUAGAGGGCAGCCCAGCUGGCAGAAAGGAGGAGUUUGCCUUUACAUCUUUGCCUGAUGAUAAUGGAGGAAAAAAGCUGUUCCUGCUAAUUUCUAGUGAACAUCUAGCCAAGAGAGCAUGUAUGUUGAUACACUGCUGGAAGACUGUUUUAGAAUGUGCAUGAUUUAGUUUUAAUUACUUGAUUGGGAAACGGAAUGAAUUUUAUAAAUUUUGGACAAAUGAGUCAUACAGCUAUUUUCAGUUCUGUCAUUUGAUGAUGUUUGAAUCCUAGUGGUUAUAGCUGUGGUGUUACUCUGUCUCUUAUUUUUACAAUGUCAAAAGCACUUGAGUAAAUGUAACAACAUCUUUGAGUUCUUUGUAAUGCAUUUUUCAACUUAAAAACACUCAAAGAAUAAUUGAAAAAUAGCCUUAGAUUUUAUAUGUAUGUCAUGCCAUGACUAAAAGUACGUUUCUACUAAUGCUAGUAGACUGCUAAUUGCUUGAAGUGAGAGUUAACUUUUUUCUUCAUUCUGUAUUAUAUUUGUAAUACAGCAUUUUUUAAAAAAAGCAUUCCAAUAAAUUGAAUGGAAUGUCCAAACAGGAUCUAAGGUGUGUACAAGAAUUCUAAGUGUUUAUUUUCAAAGAUAAUGGGAAUGGUGUGACUUUGUCAAAGGACUUUGAACUACACUUAUGUCCCUGAAAUCCCAGAAUGUACUUUAUAGUUAAUGAUCUGCCAUACAUUAGCAUUAAGGGAUGCUAAGAAACAAUUCAAUUUACGGUAAUGAAAUCUCUGCUCAGUUCUCAUUUUCUGUCCAAGAAUGAACUCUUUAAGUCCCCUUAUACCAUUGUUCCUGUGAAUAAAUCAAUACACCUAGUGGUUAGCACUGAAAUAAUACAGGUUGAAUUGUGCAAAUUUAUCUUGUAAACUAGGUAAGAAAUUUGUGUAUGUGUUGAAAGCUGGGAAAUGUAUUUUCAAGUCAAAUAGGUUGGAUGUGGAAAAGAUCUGUUCUCUAGCUUUGUCCAUUUGCAGUUUACUAAAGGAUGUGAAUAUAUAUGUAUAUAUAUUUAACAAAUAGCAAAAAUGUGUUUAACUUAUAUUUACUGCUAAGGUUUCAGAUGAUAAGAGUAUUUACUACCUCAAUAAUCAAAACUAUUAGAGUUUGAAAUUGUGUCAUCAAUUGUUCUAUUUUGAUUUAAAGAACUUACUAGUUUAUUAAAUCUAAGGUUAGCUAAAUAUGUAUACCUUAAUUGUUUUUUUUCCCCUAAUAACUUUGAAGACUAUAUAGGGCUUUAUACUCUUUCAAACCAUAUUCACACUAUUAUUUCUUAAUCCUUACCCGAAGAAUUAGUCAUUUUAUGCUAACUUUGCAACAUUGAUUUAUAUGCCUGGAUCUCAUAAGUUAUUGGGUGACUAAAAACCUAAAAUAUAAUUCACAAGUACUUUUGCAGAUGUCUGGUUUAAACUGUGUUAAUUGUAAUUGAACUUGGCGGGGCCUGAACCCUCAGGUUAUAUUUUGUUUUUCCAUGUUGCUGAGAAAAUAGACGUCAUUAAUGUCAUGCUUUAUCUUAUUGUGCAAAAAUGACCCACAACAUACAGAGUAUGUAUGAGUAUUAGAAUAUUGCGCUUCCAUCUUUGAAGGUAUCUAUGCCAAGGACUUCAUAGAGAGUUCCCCAUGUUUAGGGUAUAAGGUAAGCUAAGAAUGUUUAUCUGCAAUCAAAAUAAGAUUGGAUACUUCCUGGAAUCCUAUUUCCUAGAAGUUUUAAUCCUGAAAGGACCUUAAAUAUCAUCUGAAUAUCAGACUAGAAAAUUGAAAGAAGUACAAACUAUGCCUUCAGUUAUAUAGCAUUAGUCAGCCAGCUUAGUUGUGUGUAAUACAAAUUGGGAAAGUGCAGUGUUCAAGGGCUAUGAAAAUGGAAAUCCCCUUUCAUGCAGCUUCUGCUUUAUUUUCCAAGGAUUAUAAUAUACUGGGUAAGCUUUUGGUGCCAGGGAAAUCAACUACAGACUACAUAUCCAUGGAAGAUAUGUUCUAAGACCCAUUCCCCCCACUCCCCCACUCCCAUGGAUCCCUGAAACUGGAUAGUACUGAAUCCUAUAGAUAACUUUUUUUCUAUACAUGCAUACCUAUGAUAAAGUUUAUAUAAGGUACAGUAAGAUUUAAAGUUACAACAUACUGUAAUAAAAGUUACGUGUUUGUCUCGAAA